This is a messenger RNA of Telopea speciosissima, 1191 nucleotides long. Its product is annotated as polygalacturonase-like. Lineage: Eukaryota; Viridiplantae; Streptophyta; Magnoliopsida; Proteales; Proteaceae. Gene Ontology annotation, biological process: carbohydrate metabolic process. The coding region runs from base 1 to 1191 and encodes 396 amino acids. Gene Ontology annotation, molecular function: polygalacturonase activity. The transcript is spliced from 4 exons. The record is from RefSeq and is a predicted model, not a curated record.
AUGCACAUUACUUGUUUCACUUCCUUCUCGUCCAAAUUUGAAACCAAGCUCUUGCCUGAAAAUGAUAUCAUCAUCAUUAAUGUUGCAGAUUUUGGUGCUAAAGGUGAUGGCAAAACAGAUUCUAGCCCUUCAUUUCUUAAAGCAUGGACUACUGCUUGUACUUCUCCAAAACCAACUGUUAUAAUCAUUCCUUGUAAGAGAUACUUUCUUAGUCCAAUUGUGUUCCAAGGCCCUUGUAACAAUUCUAAUCUCUCCUUUCAUUUCAAUGGCUCUGUUCUUAUUGCUCCUGAUUACACAAAAAUCCCUUCUUUUUCUCAAAGUUAUUGGCUCAUGUUUUAUGGUGUCAAAGGUGUUUCACUCAUUGGUGGUUACCUUGAUAGCCAAGGCUCAAGCUUAUGGUCAUGUAAACUUUCAGGCCAACACAAUUGCCCUGCUGGUGCAACAUCACUUACAAUCUAUGAUUCAAAAGAUAUAUUGAUCAGAAAUUUGAUAUCAAGCAAUGCCAAGCUCUAUCAUAUUGUUGUUCAUACAUGUAAAAAUGUAACACUACAAAGUGUUGGGAUUUAUGCUCCAGAGAAAAGCCCUAACACAGAUGGAGUUCAUGUUCAGAAUUCUAUUGAUGUUUGUAUGUUGAAUACAGUUAUUAAGACAGGAGAUGAUUGUGUUUCGAUCGGUCCGGGAACACGGAACUUGAAAAUACUAAGAGUUGCAUGUGGACCUGGACAUGGAAUUAGUAUUGGAAGUCUUGGGAAAGAGUUGGAAGAAGAUGGUGUGGAGAAUGUAACAGUGAAGAAUGUAGUUUUUACAGGAACACAAAAUGGGUUAAGGAUUAAAUCAUGGGGAAGACCAAGUAAUGGAUUUGUAAGAGGAGUUGUUUUUAAACAAGUUGUGAUGAAUGAGGUUCAAAACCCAAUUGUUAUUGAUCAAAAUUAUUGCCCUGAUCCACUCACUUCAGGUUGCCCUAAUCAGAACUCAGGAAUAAAAAUCAGUAAUGUGACAUAUGCAGACGUGAAAGGGACAUCUGCAUCUGAAGUUGCUAUGAGGUUUGAUUGCAGUGCAAGCUACCCAUGUAAGUGGAUUGGAUUGAGAGAUAUAAAGCUCACUUACCAAGAGAACCAACCUGCACAAUCUUUCUGCCGUAAUAUACGUGGAAUUGCUCUUGGAUUAGUUACACCCCCAAGCUGCUUAUAG